Molecule: messenger RNA, 2494 nt
Organism: Uloborus diversus
Lineage: Eukaryota; Metazoa; Arthropoda; Arachnida; Araneae; Uloboridae
Product: dipeptidyl peptidase 3-like
Exons: 18
Coding region: 119-2293 (724 amino acids)
Biological process (GO): proteolysis
Cellular component (GO): cytoplasm
Molecular function (GO): metalloexopeptidase activity; dipeptidyl-peptidase activity
Source: RefSeq, a predicted model, not a curated record
GCGAAACGUUAACGUUUUCAGUAACUGACAGCUGAAUCAGGUGUUAUAUCAACGUUAAUAAGAGAGAAUUUCACUCAUCGGUUUUAGUCUUUCUCUGGAGUGUUUAUUCAGUGAAAAUAUGUCAGAGUAUACGUUUCCUAACAAUCAGCCUGUGGUUUUAUUGAAUUGUGAAUCUGCUUUUGAUACACUGAACUCAAAAGAAAAACUUUAUGCUCAUUAUUUAUCCAAAGCAUCUUGGUACGGAGGUCUCAUCGUUCUUAUCCAGACCUCUGCUGAAAGUCCUUUGAUAUAUUGCUUGCUUCAAAAGCUAUUUCAUGCUCAGUCUGUAGAGGAAUUGAAACGGUUAGCUGUUAAAGAGCUCAGUUUUACUGAGGAUGAAAUUACUGCUCUUUUAGUAUAUGCUUCUGGAAUUUUCUACAACAUGGGAAAUUAUAAAGGCUCUGGAGAUAAGAAAUUUAUUCCAAAUUUAUCAAAGGAAAAGUUGGAAGCCUUGAUUAAAUCCAGUAAUGCAUUCAAAUUAGAACCAGAAAAAAUUCAAAGUUUAUUAUCACACUGCCUUGAAGCCAUGUAUUCUCUCAAAGAUAACGAAAAACAGCUUGGAUUUCCAUUUGUAGGAACAACUACAUAUCUGUCAAAGAAUUUCACAAAGGAAGAUCAAGAGAUUGUGAAAGGCUUUUUUAAACAGCAGGGAAUAGAGCCAUAUAAUUCAAGAUUAUUUAAGACAGUUGAUUCAUCUGGUCACAGCUGUUAUGAAAUUAGACUAGCAUCUGUUUUGCAAACAGAAGAUGAAGAAGAAAAAAGCUUAAUAAGUUCUCAUACUGUCAAUGGUCAUAAGUUUAUCAUAACUAGAGGUGACUACAGCAAGUUAUUACAACAAGUGAAUAAAAAUUUAGCUCUUGCAAAGGAAUAUGCUGCAAAUGAAAAUCAAGCUCAAAUGCUUGAGUUUUAUAGUCAGAGUUUCCAAACGGGAUCUUUAACUGCUCAUAAGGAUGGUUCAAGACACUGGAUUAAAGAUAAAAGUCCAAUCGUUGAGAGUUAUAUUGGUUUCAUUGAGACAUACAGGGAUCCAGCUGGAAUGAGAGGAGAGUUUGAAGGCUUUGUGGCUGUUGUAAACAAGACUAUGAGUGCCAAAUUGUUAGAACUGGUAAAAGCUGCUUCCGAUUUUCUGCCACUGCUGCCUUGGCCUAGUACUUAUGAAAAAGAUAAAUUUCUUCAGCCUGAUUUUACUUCUCUUGAUGUUUUAACGUUUGCUUGCAGUAAUAUACCUUGUGGAAUAUGCAUUCCUAACUAUGAUGAGAUAAGACAAUCUGAAGGCUUCAAAAAUGUUUCUCUUGGAAAUGUGAUACCUCUUUAUAAUACAGGGCCUCCAAAUUAUUUGAGUAAAUCUGAUCAGGAUUUAUGUGAGAAGUAUAAUGUUAAAGCUUUUGACGUGCAAGUAGCUUUGCAUGAGCUUUUAGGACAUGGAAGUGGAAAAUUGUUCAGAAAAGAAACUAAUGAGAAUUUUAAUUUUAAUGUGGAUGAAGUGCGAAACUUAGAAACCAAUGAAAAGAUUUCCAGUUGGUAUGAAGAAGGAGAUACUUAUGACUCAAUUUUUGGGCCUAUGAGCUCUUCUUAUGAAGAAUGUAGAGCCGAAUGUGUUGGCUUAUAUUUAUGCACUGAUCCAGAAGUUUUAAGGAUUUUUGGUUAUGUAGGAGCUGAAGCAGAAGAAAUUAUGUAUACCAAUUGGUUAAGUUACUGCCAGAAAGGACUAGAGAGUUUGCAAAUGUAUGAACCACAGACAGAAUCAUGGCUUCAGGUAUGCUCUGUUUGUAGGCACAUGCCUCAGGCUCGAUAUGUCAUUCUUCAAGUAUUGUUGGAAGGGGGAGGUGACUUCGUAAAAAUUGAAAAGCUGAAAGGUGCUGAUGGCAAUCCUGACCUAUUAGUAACUAUGGAUCGUAGUCGACUGUUGACAGUUGGAAAACCUGUUAUUGGAAAUUUCUUGAAAAGGUUGCAGUUGUACAGAGCUACAGCUGAUGCAAAGUCAGCCAAAACUAUGUAUGACAAGUAUUCAGCUGUCACAUCUGAAGAUCGAUGCCCAUUUUUGCACCACAGAGAGAUUGUUAUGGCACGAAAGAGACCUCGAAUAAUGUUCGUUCUAGCCAACACUAUCUUAAAAGAUGGUAAAGUCCACUUAAAAAAUUAUGAUUCCACUCUUGAAGGUAUGAUUCAAUCAUGGGUUGAUCGUUUCCAAGAACUAGAUGUUACAUCUAUUUUAGAAGAAAUGUGGGAAAAGGAUAAACCUCAUUUUCUUUGAUUUAGCAUCUGUAUGAAACUGAAUGCAAAAUGCAUGGCAUAAAAUUUAUUUUUGAUGAAUAUUUUGAUGUAAACCUUGUUUUUCUUUUAUUCAACAUGGGCUCCAAGUUGGAUGCUUGAAUGUAUGAAAAAAAAAUUUUUUUUGAAGAAUUUUUUGAUUCCCAUAAUUUUUUUAUGUAGCGAUAAAAUUUUAUAUUACUCU